UUCACCCGGAAGUAAUGGAGAAGCAUUUCGUAGGUUACGUAAGCCUGAAUAGCUGUUGCUAUUUCAUAGCUAACGUUUUAUUAUAUAUAUAUAUUUAAUAUAUCGAUGCUGUGGACGUAUAGUGCUUAUGUUUAGUUAACAACCCGACUUUGACGUUGGCCUUUCAGAGUAAUGCGAACUUUGAAAGGAGUCAGACACUUGAUGACAUCAGCUACCAUGAAACAAGCAGUGUCAGAGUUCAAUAUGCCAGUGCCGUGGGGAGAGAUAAGGGGCAAGGUCUGGGGUCCUGACCAUGGUCGACCAAUACUCUGCCUGCACGGCUGGGCAGACAACUGUGGCACUUUCAACACUCUCAUUCCACUGCUGCCAAAAGAGUGGAAGUGUGUAGCUGUGGAUAUGGCUGGCCAUGGCCUCUCCUCCCAUAGACCUCCUGGAGUCUUCUACAGCUUUCCUGCUUAUGUGGCUGACAUAAGGCGAGUCAUUGGAGCUCUCCAAUGGAAGAGAUUCUCUAUUAUCGGACACAGUAUGGGUGGCAAUGUAGCUGGAAUAUUCAGUGCAUUGUAUCCAGAGAUGGUGGAGUCAGUGGUUCUCCUGGACUCCUAUGGAUUCUUACCCACAGACACGAAGGAAUUGCAUACGGUGAUAAGACAGGGAUUUGAAGGAAUGCUUGAGUUUGAGAAGAAGAAAGAUGAGAAGAAAGAGAAGGUUUACACCUAUGAGAACGCAUUGAUGAGGCUUUUGGCAGCAAACCCCUCUCUCUCGGAGCAGUCAGCCCACAUUCUUCUAGAACGAGGACUCGCUCAGGUUGAAGGAGGUGUGGUGUUCACCCGAGACUUUAGAAUCAAUCUGAAAAAUGUUGUGCGUGUCAGUCUGGAGCAGAGUCUGGAGUUGCAGUCCAGGAUACAGGCCAGAGUUCUAGUAGUGCUGGCGGAGGAGGGGUUUGAGAAGAUGUUUUCUGAACCACAACAGAAGACAUUUACCUCAACGCUACUUCAAGGGUAUAAAGACCAAAGCGGCAUGGUGGUUAACGUACCUGGUGAUCAUCAUGUCCACCUGAACACCCCUGAGACUGUGGCCCAACUCGUCACUGACUUCCUCCAGAAAGAAGCUCCUUCACACAGCACUGCGGAGGAUACACAGGCAGCCAAGUUAUAAGCCCCCGCCCCUCCCCCACUGUGUUAGUUAGUGUUUGCAACUCUCAGAUACAUGCAGUGUGCCUGUAGCCUUCCUGGUGCCAUCCAUCCAUUCAUAACAUGAGCAGUAUUAAAGGUAGACUCAGCGACAUGGCGUAGAUGCAGAAAGUAAAGAGCAUAGUGGGUACAUUUCCGCAACAAUUCCUGGUGAACCCGUGAGCUGGACUGUGUGAGAGCAAAGUCUUGUAUCUCACUCAUCUCAAUAUCUGCGGUGCUGCCCGUGGCAACGUCAUUCUGCUGAAUCUACGCAUAAUAUGAGACUGGAUCAGUUUACAAAUCUGUAGACACAGAAUAAAUUGCUACUUGUGCAAAUAGACAACUGUUGCAUAAACAGACUUUAAAGACUUUGAGACCAUAAUAUUUAUUAUAUUGUGCUGUAUCUAAAACACACCAAUACUUUUUUUUUAACGGCAGUCUGUCGAGCUAGAAUACUUGAUGUUUACCAGUUUCUGUAUGUCAUGUCUUUUUAGAACUGGGCUGUUUUCUCCCAACUGAUGACCCGGUGAUGCCUUACAGUGCCUUGCUUCUGGUCAGAACCUAUUGAAAUGCAUUCAUAUUUUAAUAAAUCACACAUUUUUAUAAAAAAAAUAAUUGUAUAGGGUUUGGCUUCGCACCAAUCAGAUGCAGACCUACGUGUCCACUUCCUGGAUGUGGCCCAAUGAGAAGUGGAUGUGAGGUUGAUCUAUCAAGCUUAUCUUUCCUACAUAUGGUCUUAGAGCUGAGUAACAAUCAUUCAACUAAUUGGACAAAGGCUUCUUCCUGGUACAGUUUGACAAUAAAUAGGUCAUCCUUCCUGCUCUUCAGUCUUAUUUUAGUCAUUGUCUCAGAUAAAAAAACAUGACAUGUUGUGCUUUGUAGAUGAGCAGUCUCCUUAUAAGGAAAUCCUAUUGCUUCUGCCUGAGUGACGGAUAUGAAGGAGAACAUUACCCUCUUACGCUGUGAUGGUUUGUGCGUUAAAUGAACUGGAAUCGAUUUCAUGCAGAGGCUGGAGGAGGCGACCGGAGACAUCUGAAGGGUCCUGGCCCAAAAAAACACCACAAUAACCGUUGCAUAACAUCCCCCUCCACCCAUCACUAGGGCUGUUGUCAUAGCAAUGCCCCCCUCCUCCCCUCCCUUUGAAUGUGACGUCAGAACCCAGAGCAGUAUGAUGAACCUCUCUGUCAUCUGUACAGAGAGUUCCCCUUGGAUUGUAUUAUACCAUCCAGCUGACGGUUGUGCUGCAUUAGACCAAUACAUCAUCUGAUUAGUGACUCCAUUGCUCCUCCAUUUUAUACUAACACCAUAUUCAGAGGAAGGCGGGCACAGCAGAGACCACAGUACCAUGUCCUGGAUGUUCCUGGACUGGUUCGUCCCCAUCUACCUGCUGGUGUCAGUCCUGGUGCUGGCCGGCUUCGGCACCUGUCUCUACUUCCUCGAGCCAGGGCUUCAGGACGCACACAAGUGGAGCAACAAGACUGUGAAGCACCAUCCGCUGGUGGUCAGCUUGAACAGCAAAGACGAAGAUGGCAAUGCCCUCAUAUGAUAUGACCACACACACUACGGGAAGGACAGAAGCUGACCACAUGGAGUGGAGCUGGGACUGGAGGACCGCAGGAUGGUAGAUAGAGACAGACACCUCCUGAGAGGUUUGGGACAUGAGAGGCCUGACUGGGAAGAAACAGCAUUGAGAGGAAGGCACUGUGGUCAGGUGGUGCCACCUUUUGAAAUGUGAAAUAACGUUUUCAUAGAGAGGGGAAACAAAAAAUGGGGUCAUUUGAACAGUGUUAGUUCCUGUUUUCAUGUUCAUAUUUGUGCCAUUUCAUGAUUGUGCCAAUUUUUACAUAUAUUUUGUAACCAGACAUUCACUGCAUUUAUCAUUAUGUUUAUGUAUUUUAGUGCAUUUGAAGCUGACUAAUAAAGUGCAAUAUAUUUAAAUGUUGAAACCACAAAAUCAAUUUUCCGAAAAUGUCAAUAUGGCAGCUGCUACCAAGUCUCUUGUAAAGGUGUUUGAAUGAAACUAAAUUGCUUUCAGUAAUGAUAUCAGUUAUGUGCCAAAUAGAUUAGAUCGAUGAUUAAAUUGUUCAAGAUGCCAAAAUAAUCCAUUCAGAGGUCUAUCCGAAGAAAACAUUUGUAUUUUAUUCUCAUCACACUGUCAUUUUUUACUGAAGGUUGGUGGGAAAAAAGUAUGUAUGUAUCAUUUUGCACUUUUGACCAUGUUACCAUAAUUAUAUAUUCAUAAGAAAUAACAAAAUAAAUGGAUUUAUCACCACUUGAA
This is a messenger RNA of Oncorhynchus masou masou (cherry salmon), 3447 nucleotides long. RefSeq names its product serine hydrolase-like protein. The record is from RefSeq and is a predicted model, not a curated record. The coding region runs from base 172 to 1155 and encodes 327 amino acids. The transcript is spliced from 13 exons. NCBI's taxonomy places the organism in Eukaryota, Metazoa, Chordata, Actinopteri, Salmoniformes, Salmonidae.